CAAAAAAAAAAGGAUCCUUUUUUCCCUUCUUUCCUUAAUUUCCCUUAUUCAAUUUAUUUUGCUUCUGUAGCCUUUUUAGGGCCUGGUAUUCAAAGCAAAUACAACUAUGUUGAAUGAUUAUAAGGCAGAAUCUGCAUUUCUUGUAACAAAUGCUUCAGGGCGACAUAUCAAUCUUCUGAAUGAUGAUAAUAGUGACAUCACCUCGGUGUCUUCUUCAAAUAUCACAAUGAAGAGUGGAAAUGCUUCAGCAGCACCUGAAAAUGUGGGCGGGGUAGAUUACAAUAGUAUCAGUCCCCUCACAUCUAUUUCCGCUACCUCUACUAUAAUUUCACCACAGCAACAACCACAAGCAUUGCUGAUACAGCCAUUGCCGGUUGAUGCCAACAAUGAUAAUAAAGGCUCUACAUUGAAUAGUAAAAGAAAGUAUCACUGUACAGAACCAGGCUGUACCAAAAGUUUUACUACUAGUGGCCAUUUAGCAAGGCAUAACCGUAUUCACACUGGAGAAAAGAAUUUUCCUUGUUUAUUUCCUGGCUGCUCGUCUAGAUUUUCCCGUCAAGACAAUAUGAUGCAGCAUUAUCGUACUCAUAUGUCACCUAAAUCCAAACGAACACAUCAGCCGUAUCAAAAAAGACUUAUUGCUGAAGAUAUGCUGCACCCCAGGCCAAAGCUACAUGCUCAUCAUAGAAUUCGAUCCGAUCCUUAUCAAUCAGAAAGACCUUUAACGAUUGAUCAGCAUUUGAACAAUUAUCGUAGGUCAUUAUUGUCUCAUCCUCCAAUAUCACCAGCCAGUAGUAGUAGCAAUAGUGGAAUAAGUCAGAGACAACCUAUGGAGGUGGACGUAUCUCCUUCACCACUGCGGUUUCAGAUGCCCACUCCUCUGGGUGCAGUAGCAGCGUCAUAUAUACAAAAACAGCAACAACAGCAACGAGACUAUCCAUUGCCACCUCAGAAUGGUUACGCUAGGACGAAUGGAGAGCUUAAUAUGUCAAUAGGUUACAUUUCAACGACAGCCGCCGCCUCCACUUCUUCAACGCCCGCAAAUGCUACUGCUACUAGUAACGAAGAUCAACAUGUACCAAUAAAAGGCAUUUCCAGUAAUAGCUCUAAUAUGGUGACACCAAUAAACAAACCAGAAAUUGCAUUUUACCAAUACCAGCCUCUUACAUAUAACGAGGGCAAACAAUUCACACAAAUGAAUUCGGAAUCCUACCCAUUUACUUUGCUACAUCCUUCUCCUAAGCCGAAAGCACGCCCAGAGCCACAACGUACACCUUCUUUAACAACAGCAUCUGUCUCAUCAACAGAGUCUAUAUCUAACACAUCCGCCGCAGCAACAGUAAUAGAAGAAAAAAAUGAUAAGAAUAAUACCCCGGUGUCGUCAUCUUCUUCCUCAUCAAAAACAAGUCUACUACAACUAGCGCAUAUCGUCAGUACUUUUGGUUAAAUCUUGAUUAGUCACAUUCAAUUCUUUUGUUACCCUAUUAUCAUUUUACGUUUUUACUUUUAGUUUUGUACAUCUCUCAUAAUAAAUUUGUUAUAAGUAUUACAGUCUGUACAUGUGCAUUUUUGAUUCUACUAAACGGGACAGGAAACAACUAUCGACGUAUCCCACUCUAAGCAGUCUAUAUGUGGUUUACCGACGGGUCAUGAGGUUUUAAGCGUAUGCUUUUCAGUGACAAAAUUCAUGCUCAUUUUG
Molecule: messenger RNA, 1699 nt
Organism: Mycotypha africana
Lineage: Eukaryota; Fungi; Mucoromycota; Mucoromycetes; Mucorales; Mycotyphaceae
Exons: 3
Coding region: 107-1447 (446 amino acids)
Biological process (GO): regulation of transcription by RNA polymerase II
Cellular component (GO): transcription regulator complex; PcG protein complex
Molecular function (GO): DNA-binding transcription factor activity, RNA polymerase II-specific; RNA polymerase II cis-regulatory region sequence-specific DNA binding
Source: RefSeq, a predicted model, not a curated record